ACAAUGCACCCAGUGAACGUAACUGCAUCGUUGCUGGUUCUGCUGGCAGCCAAUGGCACCACGUUGCUCGACUGUGUCUGCAACCGCCUUGCAAACGUCAAAGGCCUAAAAGGACUCACUUUCGGUGAAAAAUUGAUACGGUGGGACUACUGUACACAAAGAAGUGAUUAUAAGCUGUACGCAACGUGUGAGAACCUCAGGCCGCCGUCCACCGUGGCGCAAGCCGUUUCAUACCUGAGACCGGCCACCUGGAGCUACCAACCACCGCUCUCUGCAGAUGGAGACCCGUGGCUCGUAGACGAGGAGCAGUGCGACGUCGUCAUGGCGGCGAUUCGUGAUCUUUCGCAGAACGAGGCGUGGGAACUCAGUAACCAGCUCGUGUGCCGCAUCGCUGCCGACUGCGUUCAUACCUGCACUGUACAGUGGUUGAACGACACGGAAUGGAACGCGACAACGCUGGCAGCGGAUCAUGUGAGGCGUCCUAUCCUCUCCCAAUUAGUGCACGCUGUUCGGCGUAUCACAAAAGCUAUACACGCCAGGAAAAAAUGUGAGGACAACAUUGAAGGUUAUUUUCUUUACAGGAGGAUGCAAACAAGUGAAAUCCAGUCCGCGAUGAGGGCCUACAUGGAUCAGAUGUCCAACUCCUGGCGAGAGUAUGUGCAGCUCCUGUCACAUGGCGUGACACACGCCACACAACUGUUCAUUCCCCUCGCGUUUGAAUACAUGGGUAACCACACGAACGAUGAGCAACUCCGUGGAUGGUUUAAGAACAUGGAACGUCUGAGGGACAUGCUGCACACAAAAUUAAGGGGUUGGGUACACGAUAUGACACUCAUCGGCGAGCAGAUAGCGAACUACAAGAUAGAAGAAGACAAGAACAGCACUGUGAACUACAUAAUAAGGCGGCCGCAGUUGACUGGUAAACUACUAACUCAUCAAGGGUGGUCUCCCUACUUUCGUGACGACUUCAGUGAGAUAUGCGAGGUGCAACAGCCACAGGCAUCGCAAAUGUUCGGUCUAGCUGACGCACUGUACUCCUUCUAUCAUUCCUACUGGUUCUGCACUCCACAAUAUUUACCUGUUAUAGAAAGAAGCCCCAUAGCUGCUGAAGGAGAAACCAAGGUAGACAUCAAUUGGAUAAUGAAGGAUGUGUAUGGGACAGCACUUCUGUCGAAAACCAUUGUUGUGGAAUGCUACGUCAAGUUCCUUGUUGGUCGCAAUUCGACUCAUGCACAUCACCAUAUCACAGAGGCCAUAAUGAAGAAGCUAUGUCAACUCAGGUGGGAGACUCUAACUCCAACCCUAUAGUCCUGAUGUUGAACAUCCUGAUUAAUAAAUUUGACUAUUAUUACAUAAGGAAAUGUGUUACUGAAGAAGUUCUUCAAUCAGAUUUUAAAUCACACAGACCAGCAGGAGAUAAGGAAUCAUAUAACAUGAAUUCUCAUUAUGUAAAAUAUUAUUUACAUAUUUUUAGCGACAAAUUAGUGAUUUGUUGCUAAAUGAAUUAAAACUUGAAUUGUGAAACA
Schistocerca americana (American grasshopper) is the source of this 1526-nucleotide messenger RNA. RefSeq lists its product as uncharacterized. Lineage: Eukaryota; Metazoa; Arthropoda; Insecta; Orthoptera; Acrididae. The coding region runs from base 4 to 1308 and encodes 434 amino acids. The record is from RefSeq and is a predicted model, not a curated record. The transcript is spliced from 7 exons.